AUGUCGUCUCCGAGGUUGUUCGUUGCGCCGAUCACCACCCUACUCGUUGCACUGCUGGCAGGGCACGGAGCGAGGGGCGUGGAGCUAGCGAUCGGCUCAGCUAGUGCGGCAGUGGCGCUGGAAUUUCGAUCAUUCACUGCAGAUUGGUGGCGGCACAACGAUCCACGUAAUGGAGAUCGCUGGCAAUGGGCUGGUAUGAUGACACUGGAUGUGAAGAACACGACACUGCGAAACCUUGCCAAAGGUCUGGUGCCCGCUAUUUGGCGUAUUGGGGGCUCGCCAGAGGAUGAUGUUGUGUACGUUGUCGGGAACCCGCCUGAGUGCAACAGCUCGGAAGUCAUCAACAAAUCCGUCAACUACCCUGGGCCCAUCUGUCUGACGAUGGAGCGGUGGGCCGAGAUCCUGGAUUUCGUCAACUACACCGGUCUGAGGCUGGCGUUCGGCCUGAACGGUCUGUACCAGCGACAUAAAGCCGACCAGCACUUUAACUCGACGAAUGCACGGGAGUUCCUGCGCUACACGGCGCAGAACUUCCCGAACUCGGUGUACGCCUUCGAGCUGUCCAACGAGGACAACCACGGCCAGGCGGAUCCGGACAAGCUUGCGGAAGACUUCGGCACGGUUCGCGGCUUCAUCAACGAGUUUUGGCCGGACGCCGGCAACCGGCCGCUACUAUUCGGUCCGGACGUAGGCCAGCAUCUGAAAUCGUCGGAAGACACCUGGCUGGCCUCGUACAUCAAAAUAGCCGGUUCGUAUCUGAACAGGAGCACUGUCCAUACGUACUGCAACACAUACGUUGGUGAUCUCUGCGAACACGGUAGCGUCAGGCAGCCCGAGCUGGACAACUGCACCGUGCCGGAGCUGUCGUUCAAAGGCAUCGUCAACACAAACUACCCGGGCCUGCCAGUCAUGGCGGGAGAGGUCGGUCCGCACAGUCACGGAGGCCUGGACGGCUGCACAAACACGUUUGCCAACGCAUUCUGGUACCUGGAGGUGCUCGGCUCGUUGGCGCAGAACGGCGUGGUGACGUUUGCGCGGUCGACGAUGAUCGGCGGCUGGUACGAGAUGAUCAACAAGACGUCGUUCGAGCCAAAUCCGGACUACUUUCUGGCGCUGUUCUGGGGCCGCCUGAUGGGACGUGUUCACCUGAAGACGAGCGUCGACGCGAGCACCACGGUGCGAGGGUUUGCCAGCUGCAGAGCGCUGGGCGGUGCUGCAAGCAAUGCCGGUGCAGGCGCAGGUAUCACAGUAGCUCUGUACAACAGCGGCAACACGACAACGGAAACCGUGACGCUGAGCGGACUGAAGUUCGACGGCUCGGGGGCCGCUGUGAGCAGCGUCGAAACGCAUGUGCGCACAUCUGGAUCCUCUCAGUUCAGCUGGUACGCGGAGAUGCUUCAGUCGUCGGGCGACUGGGCGAAGCUAGCCGUGGGCUCCGAUGGUACGCCGGGAGAGUAUCCCGGUGUCACCACGAGCAAGUCGGCGAGCAAGAUCACCGUGGACCUGCAGCCCAUGUCGUACGCGUUCGUUCACUUUCCCACUGCUGUGUGCCCUCCGGCGCCUCACCACCGACUCGGCUCAUCCAAGCAUGCACAUCGGCGUUCACGGCACCGCCGACUCGGCUCAUCCAAGCAUGCACAUCGGCGUUCACGGCACCGCCGACUCGGCUCAUCCAAGCAUGCACAUUGGCGUUCACGGCGCCCUGUUCGCGUACACAAGCGCAAAAACACUCGGCCACGAGAGCAGUGGGACUUCUGA
This is a messenger RNA of Sycon ciliatum, 1758 nucleotides long. RefSeq lists its product as uncharacterized. The record is from RefSeq and is a predicted model, not a curated record. The transcript has a single exon. Gene Ontology annotation, cellular component: membrane. The coding region runs from base 1 to 1758 and encodes 585 amino acids. Gene Ontology annotation, molecular function: beta-glucuronidase activity. Lineage: Eukaryota; Metazoa; Porifera; Calcarea; Leucosolenida; Sycettidae.